UUCCCUGGAAAGCCAGCAUUGUUUCCCACAACAAAACCUGGAGUGUGAUAGACAGGAGCCUCAGUCUCCUGCCGGUGUGGGACAUCAUCAUGUCCAAUCACAGCGGUUGUUUUAAAGAUGCGAGCAGAAUCUGCACUGCUCUCUCAGAGGUGUACAAUCACAGAGCAGCUGAUGUUGUGGAGAGUGGGCCUGAUGACCUCACCAAGUACCCAAAGCAUGAGGAAGAAAAGCCUAUGUCAACUGAGACAUGGGAAAACAGAAACAAACCACACUGUGCUACCAGAGAUCAAAGUGUUAAAAAACCUCUGAAGACUACGAUAGAAAGACCUAGAAACAAGUUAGUUUCAAAGACACCACAAACACAGAAAGACAAAUGCAGCGAGCUGGUCUGUAGGCUGGGACUAACACGGUUUUAUCCCAGUAAAAUGUCAACAUCUGAUGUUCUUGCAAUCAGCAGAUCUCCAUUACUGAAGGACAAGCCUCUGGAAGAGCAGGACCUGUCUUCUGCUUUUCUACAGAAGCUGUUGAUGCUGGAUUACAGAGCCAGACAUGUGACAGUCAAACAGGAGAGCAGUGAGGGGAGAAGCUUUCAAUCUGGGAAGGCAGGAAAGGAAAGUGAUUUCAGCAGCUUUUUAAAUACAGGAAAAAGACCCAGCACUGAUAAUGUGACAGGACAGCUUGUCCAUAUUCACCCGAUGGAUGUCCAGAUGGCUCUUCUGUACUGUGCAGACAGUUUCCUGAGGCAGUACAUGGUGACCAAGCUGUGCUUCUGUCAGUACGCCCUGCCACUGCUAGUGCCCAGUCCUGUCACUGGAGAGAUCGAGUUCCCACUGUGGACAUUCCAACAGCUUCAGAAGAGCUGGAAGACAGUGGACAGCUCAGGCAAUGUCACCAGCAGGACCCUGCCUGUCUAUCAGGUGGAGGUCCCAAUGGUGUCCUUCUUCAGGCUUGGCUCUGUAUCCUCUUCCAAAUCCCAGAUCCUGAACUCUCUCAUCAGCACACAGAGACACAACACGUUCUUCCACAGACACUGCCCAGGUAGCAGCAGGAGCCGUCUCUUGCUGGACGGGCUUGUGGAAAUCGCCUGGUACUGUCCUGCAGGGAGGAGUGAUGAUGUUUUUCAGGACUGUGUUGCCUUCUGUAACCUGCGUGGAGAUGCAGGAGAACACAGGAGGCAGAGGGAGUUUCUAGUUGGUGCUGCAGCUGUCAAUGUCGUCCUCCUGGCUGAUCUUGACCUUGAUGACGAAGGCAGGGACAUCUUACAGGAGCUCUUCAUCUCCCCCAGGCCUCUGAUCUGCCUGCUUGCUGAAGAAGACACACCUCUAACUGGAGUUUCUGGGAACAAGUUUAAAAUAGGACUCAAGGACAGAAAUCAGGCUGAAAUUGUUGGAGAGUUGACAGGGACUAUCAGCAAUUGUCUGAAAGGCACAAAUAACAAGUUCAGUCUUGAGGAAUGCUCUGGUGUUGCUAGGGGCUGUGGGUUCAGGGUUGAUGAAGACAGUGAGGAGUGUCAGGGAGGGAAGGCCAGUGCCCUGGAGGUAACACAGCUGCUGAAGAAUGUGGACAUUUCCAAAAUCAAGGAGACCUUCCUGCCCUGUCAGGGAAAACUGUGGCAUGACUGGUGCCAGAAGAACAAAGAUCUUCAUCGCUUACAUGGCAAAAUUGAACAGACCAGGAGUGAAAUACUGCAGGAAAUAAAAAAAAUAAGAAAAAAGCAAAGAGACGCUGGACUCAGCGAACUGAUGAAAAUGUAUCUAAAAAAACUGAACUCACACAAAAUGACACAAAAAAUGUACUUCCUGAAGUGGCUGGGAGUACUUAUAGAUGAUCACUGUUCAGAUCAGCUUUCACAGCUACAUCACCAAUAUGACGCCAAAUGGACAGAGGUGUUGACUUUAAAAAAGAAACAUGACAAAUCAGAAGAGCUGAACAGAAGACAGAGAGAACUGGAGUCACUGUCAAAGCGGCUGAAUGAAGCGACUUUUGGGCUGGAGCACCUUCUGAGAGAGAUGGGUCAGAUUUAUGAAGCCUGGGAAUCCCAGCCUGGAGAAACAGGGAAGGAAGUUUCCUCUUUCCCUGCCCUGGCUGCAGAUCUCCUGAUCGCUGGGAAUCCACUGGAACUGAUGGAUGGAGACGCUGCUCAUGUCCCUCUGAGGUGGAUAGACUCAGUCCUGGGCAAAGUGGUCGAGAGACUGGGAGACCAGAGAGUCUUUGUGCUGUCAGUGCUGGGCCUUCAGAGCUCGGGGAAGUCCACCAUGCUGAACGCCAUGUUCGGCCUGCAGUUUGCGGUCAGUGCUGGCAGGUGCACCCGGGGGGCUUUCAUGCAGCUGGUCAAGGUGAAGGAGGAGCUGAGAGAGGAGCUCAAGUUCAAUUAUGUUCUGGUUGUGGACACCGAGGGGCUAAGAGCCCUAGAGCUUGCUGGGAAAUCCACCAUCCAUCAUGACAAUGAACUGGCCACAUUCGUCAUCGGUCUUGGAAACAUGACCCUGAUUAACAUAUUUGGAGAGAACCCUGCAGAGAUGCAGGACAUCCUGCAGAUCUCAGUCCAGGCGUUUCUCCGAAUGAAGCAGGUGAGGCUGAGUCCCAGCUGCAUGUUUGUUCACCAGAACGUUGGGGAGAUCACAGCUGGAGAGAAGAACAUGGAGGGGAAGAGACGACUGCAGGAGAAACUAGACGAAAUGGCUCGUUUAGCGGCGAAGGAAGAGGUGUGUGACGUGGAGUGCUUCAAUGAUGUCAUCAGGUUUGAUGUGAAGACAGACGUUCACUACUUCGCACAGCUCUGGGAAGGAAAUCCUCCGAUGGCUCCUCCUAACCCCCGGUACAGCGAAAAUAUUCAGGAACUCAAGCAGGCGAUUCUCUCCACUGCAUCACAGCAGAAAGGCUUGAACCUGUCAGAGUUCAGAAUCAGGAUUCAGGAUCUUUGGAAAGCACUGCUGAAUGAAAACUUUGUUUUCAGCUUCAAGAACACCCUGGAGAUCUCAGCAUACAGGAAACUGGAGGUCAUGUAUGGAAACUGGACCUGGAAACUCAGAAGCCACACGCUGGCCAUCGAGAACAAGCUGCACAACAGGAUCGAGAAUGGACAAACACAGUCAGUGAACAAACACAACCUGCUUCAGGACAUGAAAGAGGCUUAUGAAAGUAUCCAGAAAGAGGUGGAUCAGUAUUUCAAUGAUGAUAAAGACAAGGAGAUCUUGGUUCAGUGGAAAGCAAAAACUGAGCUGAGAAUCCAGGAGCUGAAGGAUGAGCUGAUUGAGGGAACGAGAAGGAAAUUUGAUGAGCUGAUCCAGCUGAAGAAAGGCUGUAGAAAUCUGGAUGAUCAGAAGACUCAGUAUGAAAACGAGCUGUUCAACAGGAGCAAAGAGGUGGCUCACACACUGAAGCACAAGGCUAGCAAUGAACACGAUCUGAAGAGAGAGUUUGAUUUAGUCUGGAAGAAAUGGGCAUCAGAUAUAACAUCUGCCAUGCCAGACAUUAAAGACAUCAACAUACAGGAGGAUGUGAUGAAGAUCCUGACACAGAUGUUUGAAAGUCAGCUUGUGUAUUCUAACAAGAAUCAUGGUCUUUAUAAAAAAAUCUGCUACCUGUCAGAUUAUGCUGACUAUCUUAUAAUAAACAAACACAAAUAUACACCUGGAUUCAUGAGUUAUCAACUAAAGUCUACAGAUCAUGAUGAAAUUAAACGUUUAGUGCAGGACCUAGACAGAAAGGCUGAGGAAUACAUUAAAAAGAAGCAUAUGGCUAAGAUGGGUUACAGUGAAAGUUACAUACAGGAGAUUGUAAAUGAUGUUUUGGAACGUAUCAAAGAUUUUGAAUCAAACACCAAAAAAUAUGUGUUUAAAAAAGAAUUUAAAGUUGAUGUUUCACUGUAUGUGUGUGGCAUUGCAGUACCGAAGUUCACUGACCUUCACAGAGCAUUCAGGGAGGCUAAUGACCCUCUGACUCACCUGAACAGUAAGAAAGGAGACUAUUACAGCAUCUUCAGGAAGUUCUGUCAAGGUGCAACAUCCACCACUGUGUUUGCAGACUUUCUGUGCAGCAAACUGAAGCCGUCACUCCUGCAGGCUGUCUAUGACAGAACAGCCAUUGACGUGGCUGGAGACAUGAGGGCCAAUUUCCCAGAAUUCAGUGGGAACAGGUCUAACCUGGAGAAGCACAUCCUGAGGGCGCUGGCGGAAGAGGAGAACUUUGACAAGUUCAUGACUUACAUCAUUCACCCAAGGAAAUACUUCAAAGAAUUCAUAACCCAGUGUGUUUUGAAGUGGUUCUUUACAAAGAAUUCCACUGUGAUCAAGUUGUUCGAAGAAAACUUGGAUCAGCAGCAGUCCUGUAUAGCUGCUGCAGUUUCAAGAGCAACAGGUGAUGUGAUGUCGAGGAAAGGGAAUAUGGACACAUGGCUGGAAACAUUUUCCAACGAACUCAAAGACAAUCUGAAAUUCAGUGAGAACGACCUGAAAGGUGUCCAGUACCAGGACAUCAGUGACUUUGACUUCCUUCAGAAAGCAAUGACUGAUGCUCUCCAGAAGGUCACUGAGGGUUUAAGGAACGGCUUCAGCCUCUCUUCAGUUGACAUGGGGAAGUUCAGGGAGAAGCCGGAUGAGAUCCUGUUCAGGCAGCUGUGUGGGUGCUGGGCUCAGUGCCCCCUCUGUAAAGCCAUCUGUACCAGCACCAUGGAAGGACACCCUGGGGACCACAGUGUCCCCUUCCAUCGGCCUGAAGGGGUUAAGGGGUUAAAAUGGUAUCAAACAGACAAUCUCUCUGUUGACAUCUGCACCUCUGCAGUUGCAAGUGAUCAUUUAAUAGUACUAGAUGAUGGUCAAAGACGUGUUCCUUACAAGAGCUACAGAGAAGCUGGUCCAAAAUACGCCUGUUGGAGCAUCACCCCUGACUGCUCUGAGCAGCCCUACUGGAAAUGGUUUGUGUGCCGAUUUCAGGAGGACCUGGAAAAGUAUUACUCCAGGAAGUUUCAAGGAAGAGGUGUGAUUCCCCAGCAGUGGAGGGAGAUCACAAAACAAGAAGCUCUAACAAGCCUAGAAGAGUAGCUCUGGCCAGUGUGUGUGCUGUCCUGGCUCCUCUGGUCUGCAUCAGUGGGGAGAGAAAGCUGGACCUGAGCUCACUGUUCUCUCUGCUGUGCACAGUUAACACCAGCACAGCUGCAGGGCCUGAGGUCCUGCUGUCACCCUGUCGCAUGAUGCUCUGUUGUUAUAAGUGUUGAAUCCACUCAUGAGUCUUUUUAAAUGAUUUAGAUCUGAUUCACAGACUAAUUCUUUAACUUGUAAUAGCAGUGAUAGUAGCUUUUUUCGUGUAAUAAUCACUUUAAAUCACUCUUGCUAUGGAAAAUAUACCAUUUUAUAAUAAUGAGGUGCAUUUAAAUCUUCUUUACUGUAGAACAAUAAACUCAUAAAAUUA
Messenger RNA from Lepisosteus oculatus (spotted gar), 5409 nucleotides. Lineage: Eukaryota; Metazoa; Chordata; Actinopteri; Semionotiformes; Lepisosteidae. The record is from RefSeq and is a predicted model, not a curated record.